AUGACUUUAUUCGUCGCAUCCACUACAGCUCCAGUAAACAUUGCUACAUUGAAAUACUGGGGUAAAAGAGACAAAACUUUGAAUUUACCAACAAAUUCAUCCAUUUCUGUGACCCUGUCUCAAGAAGAUUUAAGAACGUUGACAUCAGUUUGUACUGGCCCUGAGAUUACAGAAGAUAAAUUGUGGUUGAAUGGUAGUGAAGAAUCAUUGAAGAGUGAGAGGACUCAAAAUUGUUUGGCAGAUCUACGUAAACUGAGAAUGAAGCUGGAAGAUGAAGACUCAAAUCUGCCUAAAAUGUCCAAGUGGAAUGUAGUUAUUGUAUCGGAAAACAACUUCCCAACUGCUGCAGGUUUGGCUUCAUCUGCAGCAGGUUUUGCAGCUUUGGUGAUGGCAAUUGCAAAGCUCUAUGAGCUUCCCGAUUCGCUCUCAGAAAUUUCAAAGAUUGCCAGAAAGGGCUCUGGUUCAGCCUGUAGAUCUUUACUUGGUGGUUACGUCGCUUGGGAAAUGGGUGAAAAAGCAGAUGGUUCUGAUUCAAAGGCAGUUCAGAUAGCACCAAUGGAGCAUUGGCCAAACAUGAAGGCAGCCAUUUUGGUGGUUAGCGCUUCGAAAAAGGACACGCCUUCAACAAGCGGUAUGCAGUUGACUGUGGGAACCUCUGACUUAUUUCAGCAUAGAAUUAAAGAUGUUGUGCCACACAGAUUCGUCGAAAUGAAGCAAGCAGUACUUGAGAAAGAUUGGCCAACAUUUGCUGAAUUAACUAUGAAGGAUUCAAACUCUUUCCAUGCUACUUGUUUAGACUCGUUCCCACCAAUCUUUUACAUGAACGAUGUCUCGAAAGGGAUUAUCAAGCUGUGUCAUUUCAUUAACGCUUUCUACAAUGAAACUAUAGUUGCCUACACUUUUGAUGCUGGUCCAAACGCUGUCUUGUACUACUUGGAAGAAAAUGAAUCGAAACUGUUUGCAUUUAUUUAUGAACUUUUUGCUGAAGUGCCAGGUUGGGAUUCCAAAUUUUCAAAAGAUGAAUUGACUCAAUUUCUCUCUGACUUCGAUUCAAAGAUCUCAAAUCAAUUGAAAGUCGAAUUGGAUAAGGAGCUGUAUAAAGGAGUGACUAAAGUCAUCUUGACCCAUAUUGGUCCAGGUCCGCAAUCAACUGACGAAUGUUUGAUUGACACGAAGACUGGUCUACCAAAAUAA
Messenger RNA from Zygotorulaspora mrakii, 1194 nucleotides. RefSeq names its product diphosphomevalonate decarboxylase MVD1 (gene MVD1). Gene Ontology annotation, molecular function: diphosphomevalonate decarboxylase activity; ATP binding. Lineage: Eukaryota; Fungi; Ascomycota; Saccharomycetes; Saccharomycetales; Saccharomycetaceae. The record is from RefSeq and is a predicted model, not a curated record. Bases 1 to 1194 code for a protein of 397 amino acids. Gene Ontology annotation, biological process: isopentenyl diphosphate biosynthetic process, mevalonate pathway; isoprenoid biosynthetic process. Gene Ontology annotation, cellular component: cytosol. The transcript is spliced from 2 exons.